Molecule: messenger RNA, 1073 nt
Organism: Jatropha curcas
Lineage: Eukaryota; Viridiplantae; Streptophyta; Magnoliopsida; Malpighiales; Euphorbiaceae
Source: RefSeq, a predicted model, not a curated record
UCACCUGUGAACACUAGUAAAGUAGAAGAAAGGUUGUAAAGGUUUACACGAGAUACAUAUACUUUCAACUGCUUUUAUUGAUAAUAUCAUCCAACUACCUUUUAUGACCUUUUCUUCAUUUUUCUCAAGAUCUUCGCUUCUCUUUUUUCUCCAUUGACAGUCUGUUGCUCGAAUGAAACUGCUUCUUAUAUGGAUGAAGCGAGGGAAGAAGCUAUGAAUAUAACCUGUCCUCGGAGGCUGGACUUCAAUCUGCCACUCUUAUCAACUCGGCGGCUUGGUGGUUUCCCUGGUACAAAUUCUCGAAUUGCUUUCCGGGAUACGAAUAAUGGUAUUCCAUUUUGCUGGGAACAAGCUCCUGGAAAGCCGAAGAACACUGAAACAAAUGAUACUCCCAACGGAGAUGGAGACACUCCUCGUCCAAGACUCCCACCAUGCAGAUGGCAGCCACAGAAGAAGGCAAGUGCAAGCGUAAAUUCUAUCAACAUUCAUGAUCAAGAUGAUGGUUGUGAUGCUGAUGUUGAUGACAAUGACUAUGAUGACAACAAUUUUGAUGAUGAUGAUGAUGAUGUGUUUUCAGAGGCUGUAGACAUUUUAUCCUUGACAGAAGCCAUAGACAUUGUCCAGAAAGCUGAAGAUGAUAACAGAUUGGAUAGGCUAAAUUUAGAGAGCGUAGAAUCUAGAGGCAGCCAGUCUCCGAAUUUCAUGAUGGAGCGGUUUCUUCCUGAUGCUACCGCGUUGGCUGCAUCAUCUGUAUUAUACGCGUCGUCGAAGAAUUUGAACAAGAAGCUUCCUUAUUUUUGCAGCAGUUAUGCAGAAGAGUAUAAUUCACAAAUAGUUGGGGGAUCAUAUUCUUCAGAGACCUCUCAUAAAGGUUGUGGCCUAGAAAUUUUUUUCCCUUGGCGCAUGAAACAUAAGCUAUGUGGUGUAAAGAGCCCUGUAAGGCAAGUCUCACCUAAUGUGCAGCCCAUAUGGACUGCAAAACAAAAGAAACAUUGUUCAACUAAUAGACAGUUCAGUGAUUUAAAGAAAUAUAUUUAGUUCGUAGAUUAUAGUUUUAAAAUUUCUCAUCAAAA